AUGUCCCAAGAUGGUUCCGAGAUGGACCUGGUGCCGGUCUCCUUGGCCGUGGUCAAUGGUCAACUAGCCAGAAUGGAGGUCAAGGACAAACUCUUGAGAGGCGCUCAGUACGAGGAGAUUCCUACUCUUGGCUCUACUGUUGUCUUGAACCUCCAUAUGAAGAUACUUCGCUCGUAUGUGGGGUGGUAUUCUUCUGGAGUCGACCGACUCAAGUACCAAGGAGCUCUACAGACAGAUCAAGAUGGUUCAAGGCUUGCUCGGUGGUUUAAGGAACUGGCCGUGAUCCCUACUAUUCCUAAUGAGUUUAAUAAGAAGUCAGAGGUCGACAGGGCUCUCGGAGUGGCCAGCAAGAGUCUACUGCUCGCCUUCCUCCUCACUGAUCGUGUCCUCUGGCUCCAAAAGCUCGGCCUUAUCAGACGUGAUAGCAAGCCCGUUGAUACCCUUAAAAUGUGUAUGAAGUUCUUUACAUUGAUGCAGCUCACGAACUUCGCCAUCGCCUAUAAGAAGUAUCGCGAACAAGUUGCCCUCCAGGGCCAGGCUGGUCAUGAUCCCUCGAUUGAGUCAGCCCAACUACAGUUGGCCGUCAAGAGUCUCUUACUGGCUGUUCAGGGGCUCCACAAUAGUGGCUGGUUUGAAACUCACGAUUCAUUCGUCGGAGCCUUGGGAGUGGUCACCUGUGGCAUGGACAUGUGA
Molecule: messenger RNA, 693 nt
Organism: Perkinsus marinus ATCC 50983
Lineage: Eukaryota; Perkinsozoa; Perkinsida; Perkinsidae
Exons: 5
Coding region: 1-693 (230 amino acids)
Biological process (GO): peroxisome fission
Cellular component (GO): peroxisomal membrane
Source: RefSeq, a predicted model, not a curated record